Messenger RNA from Solenopsis invicta (red fire ant), 1281 nucleotides. RefSeq names its product terminal uridylyltransferase Tailor-like. The transcript is spliced from 5 exons. Gene Ontology annotation, molecular function: poly(A) RNA polymerase activity. Gene Ontology annotation, biological process: mitochondrial mRNA polyadenylation; mRNA 3'-end processing. Lineage: Eukaryota; Metazoa; Arthropoda; Insecta; Hymenoptera; Formicidae. The record is from RefSeq and is a predicted model, not a curated record.
AUGCCUCGCAAAAACUACCAUUACUGGGAUGACAAAUUCAAAUAUAAGAUAAAGGAACUUGGAAGGAACUUUAUAAUCGAAGAUUACAGAUGUUUAUUGUGCGAGCAAGGUAAUUUUAUGGAUAACACAAACCACGAAAUUGAAUUAGACGGUGGCAAUUACGAAAUAAUAAUUAGACACAUAAAUAGUGAAGCACAUCAAUAUUUUAAGAAAAAAUUAGAGAGUGUCGAAGAAGUACAAAAAAUAAAUGUAAUUGUUACCAACGCCAAUUUGACAUUGGAAAAUAAUAAUUUACACCGUUUGCUGCGCCAUUUAAAAAGAGAUUUGCUGUCAACUUUUCCAAAUAUAAAAGUUUACCCUUUCGGAUCCAGGAUUUCCGGACUGGCUUUACCCAAUAGCGAUGUAGACAUAUUUCUGGAUUGUGGCAGAAUCUCGUACUCACGGGCCCAAGAGAUACUCGAAUUAAUUGAAAAGAAUCUACAGGCUCUAAAAAAGAUUUGGAUAAUUAAGGAAGCAGUUUUAAACUGCAGGACACCUGUUAUAAAAUUACUGUAUAUUCCUUUAAAACUGAAUUGUGAUAUAGUGGUUACAAAUGGUCUAGGAGUACAGAAAACAAAAAUGAUUAGAUGUUUCGUUGAGGCUUUUCCGAUGUGUCGAAAAUUAAUUUUAUAUGUGAAACGAUGAUUACAAACUUCUAAUCAAGCAGGACGGAAUUUUAUAACGAGUUAUGCUGCCGCCUGGCUCGUCAUUUAUUAUCUGCAACGUCUGGAAAUAUUUCCCAGUGUAUCACACUUAAUUGAAUUGAGAAAUAAAUCAUGGCGAAUCAAUGGUUGGGAAGUUGGUGUAACCUACGAUUUUCCUGUCGGACAAACAAACCUCUCUUUUAAUGAAUUAUUAUUUGGUUUUUUUAAAUACUACUCGGACUUUGAUUAUGGUUAUUAUGUAAUCUGCCCAUUAUUGGGUAGAGGGUUAGAGAAAAGUACGUUUUGGAGUCAUAUUAAUAUGAAAGAAUUAACACCUUACAUUGAUUAUAUAAAACGUCGCAUAGAUCGACAUACACAACAAGCACUAAAACGUUUUUGUACAACAGCACUAAGUCUACAGGAUCCGUUUGAUUUAUCGCACAAUAUAACACGGGCAAUGGAUUCAAGCAAAUUGAAAUAUUUUCGAAAAGCGUGUAUCUACACAACAAGAUUUUUGAAGAAAACUCUAACUGGCAUUUCUUCUAAAACUAUCGAAAAAUAUAAUACAAAUUGGCACCUAUACGAUGAUUCAGAUUAA